UUCCUUGCUUCAUUUCUUUGAAGAAAGAGGCCAAUCAUUCUCACUCUCUCUCUCUCUCUCUCUCUCUCUCUCAAAACAUAAACCUAUCAGCAUCUAUAACCCCCAACAACUUCUCAUUUCCAACUUCCAAGCUUUGCUAGUUAAUCAAUGGCGAUCUGGACUCUGUUUCCUCUGCUUUCAGCUUCUCUUCUUCUCCGUCUAAUAUGGUCUUUACCGCCAACCAAUGCAAACUCUGAAGGUGAUGCUCUGUAUGCACUGAGAAGGGCUGUGAAGGACCCAAAUAAUGUUUUGCAGAGUUGGGAUCCGACUUUGGUGGAUCCUUGUACUUGGUUCCAUGUUACUUGUGACAGUGAUAGUCGGGUUACCCGAUUGGACCUUGGAAAUGCAAACCUGACGGGCAGUCUAGUACCCGAGUUGGGAAAGCUUCAGCGCCUUCAGUAUUUGGAAUUGUACAUGAACAACUUGGCUGGUCCUAUUCCUAAUGAACUUGGAGGAUUAAAGAGCCUCCUAAGCUUGGAUCUUUACCAUAACAACCUCACUGGCUCUAUCCCUCCUUCCCUAUCCAAGCUCUCGAAUCUGAAAUUCCUGAGACUGAACAGCAAUAGGCUGACUGGAAGGAUUCCCAGACAACUUACUAAACUCGGAAACCUCAAGAUCUUUGACGUGUCAGAUAAUGAUUUGUGUGGUACAAUUCCAACCAUGGGCUCGUUCUCUAAACUCUCAGAGGAAAGUUUCAAAAAUAACCCAAGAUUGGAAGGACCAGAACUUAUGGGGUUUGUAAGGUACGAUAUUGGAGGAAGUUGUGCAUGAUCAUGUCUUUGUGCAUGCCGACACCAACGGAGCAACAAAGUGUUGCUAGCUUAUAUUAGAAAAUGCACUCUUAGUGGGAAGGCUUAUUCUGUGCUUUACUCUCUCUCUCUCUCUCUCUCUCUAUAUAUAUAUAUAUAUAUAAAAGAAAAUUUUACUUGGAAAAUCAAAAGGAGCCUUCUUAUCAAGCGGUAGAGCCAAAUUUCAUCUCCAUGUUAGGGGUUAACUUUCUGUGGGUGUGGGGUUUACGUGUAGAUUCCAGAACAGUUGGUUUAUGUGAUGGUUAUUAAUUGUACCAUACAACAUAUAUAUAUAUAUAUAUAUAUAUAGAUAUAGAUAUAGAUAUAGAUAUAUUAACAGAAAGGCAAUGGAAAAAUUUUGAAUCAAUCAACACUCAGUAAUUACCUCAAGCACUAGAAAAAGGGGCAGGAAAAUAUAAAUAUUGCUGAGAAUUCAGAUGAUACCAACCGGUACCUUGCUAUACGACUUACAAAUUAUUGGCUCUUAUGUUAAGUUUCUGUUUGUUUUACUUAAGAUACGGAGUUUGAAAUUCACCCUAAAACAAGAGAGGGGGAAAAAAAAAAAAAGAAGGGAAAAACGUUGAAGAUACUUAGUUUGAAAGCUAGAGUAUGAAGUUGUCCUUUUAAGGGCUGAAAAGUGAAAACAAGUAAUCGGAAAAGAAAGUUGUCGAGUAAUAACUGCCUGUUAAGAAGUCGAUAGGAAAAUAUAAAAUUUAGAGAAUUAAUUGGAAGUGAAUACACAUAAUUUUAAGUCUCACGUGUUUAGAAGAUUAAGAAAUAUUUUAUAAUUAAACUGUAUGCAACAUUUUUCUCCAAGGAAUCAAACAGCCAUCUUUGGAUCACAAAGGGGUAGUAAAUAACAAUGAAAAUAAACUAUUAAUUGCUCGGAUACAUUAAAAAAUAAUAAUAAAUAAAUAAAUAAAUAAAAGGUAAAAAAAUAUUAAUUGCUCAGAAAAAAAAAAAUACAAAA
This is a messenger RNA of Ziziphus jujuba (common jujube), 1797 nucleotides long. RefSeq names its product leucine-rich repeat protein 1. Gene Ontology annotation, molecular function: protein binding. The record is from RefSeq and is a predicted model, not a curated record. The transcript has 7 exons. NCBI's taxonomy places the organism in Eukaryota, Viridiplantae, Streptophyta, Magnoliopsida, Rosales, Rhamnaceae. Bases 148 to 810 code for a protein of 220 amino acids.